AUUGUGAGGAGCUGCGCGUGCGGUCGGUCGCUUCGCCUUUGAAGAGUCUGAUGUGAUGAACAUUUUUAAUUAAAACGAGCUGCUCUAUCAAUUAUGUGACAGUCGGCUGUUUCCAGUGUACAACGCGUCAGGAACGUUCAGGGAAUCAGUAGAGGAACAUUUUCAAGCCUCAAAGAGCCCAGCUGAUUUAGAAACUCAGGGUUCGUGCGUCCUGCUCCCUGCACAGUGCAUGACCGACCCCUCCAUAGAUUCAAAUGGCUUGCUGUCUGAAGGACGAGCUCUUGUGUUCCAUUUGUCUGAGCAUUUAUCAAGACCCAGUCAGUUUCGGCUGCGAGCACUACUUCUGCCGUAAGUGCAUCACUGAGCACUGGAGCAGACAGGAGCACCAUGGGCCGCGAGACUGCCCGGAGUGCAGGAGGACCUUCACGGAUCCCCUUCUGUCCCCGAGCCUGAAGCUCUCCAACAUCGUGGAGAGGUAUGCUGCUUUCCCUCUGGACGCCAUCCUGAACGCCCAGAGGAACUCGUACCCAUGCAAGGACCAUGAAAAGGUCAAACUCUUCUGCUUAAGUGACAAGAGCUUGGUGUGCUUCUUCUGCGAUGAGCCUGCCUUACACGAACAGCACCAAGUCACUACCGUUGAUGAGGCCUAUGAGGAAAUACAGGCUUUAGAAGCGGUUCAGACUAAUUACUUUGGCUCGCUGGUGACUCUACAAGACAGUGAGAAGGGUCAUACGGAGGCUUUGCAGCUGCUGCAGAGACAGCUCACUGAAACCAAGAUGCUUACGAAGGGCCUGACGCUUGACAUUGACAUUCAGAACCAUCAAUGCAAAAUGUUUCCUGAAGCCCAGACUCUCCUGUAG
Sinocyclocheilus anshuiensis is the source of this 860-nucleotide messenger RNA. Its product is annotated as E3 ubiquitin-protein ligase TRIM62-like. The transcript has 4 exons. Gene Ontology annotation, molecular function: zinc ion binding. The record is from RefSeq and is a predicted model, not a curated record. NCBI's taxonomy places the organism in Eukaryota, Metazoa, Chordata, Actinopteri, Cypriniformes, Cyprinidae. The coding region runs from base 255 to 860 and encodes 201 amino acids.